AUGAUGUCGACACUCUUCUCCCUGUCGCCCUUUGUGGCGUCCUUCGCGAUCGCCUUCGUCGUAGCUUCGAGGAAGGUCUUUCCCAAGCUGUCUCGCGUACAAGACUCUCGGGACGGCGAGGACCACUACCUCCCCUCGUCGGCACCACCCUCUCUACAGCAAGCCCACGCCGAGCAUGGCGCACACUCCCUACGCAGGAAGUUCGCGUCUUUUACUUUUGCGACCACGAUCGGGCUGGCGACGGUGCUGGGGGAACUGAUCCUGGCGGAAAUCUCGGACCUUGUGAACCCCGCUGCUCGAACAACGGCGCUGCGCUUUACGGUCCCGACGUUACUAUUCUUUCUCAUAGUUCUGAUUCCCUUCCUCGAGCUGCAGUCUAUAGUAGCCGGGACGGGAUGGUCUUUCCAACGGACGGCAAAGGGGAGGAUCCCGAGGGUGGCUUGGAUGCUCCAGAUGACGGCCUUUGCAGGGUGGCUAUUUGUGUUCUGGUCCCUGGGACGCGCGGUGCCGGGUGCCAACGAGAGCUACAUGUAUGCCAGGGACUCGCGGGAAGAUUUCGACAGCACAGGCAUAUCUAUGGCCACUCGGGAAGGCUCUGCGGGAGUCUCCAUGAAUUUGGACAUGACGGAUCUGACCGAAGAUGGCGGGCGGGGGCUGGCGCGCGCUUGCCUUGAGCGGAUCGGCAUCGUUGGCAUCUCUCUCAUGGCGCUCUUGUCGGGGUUUGCGAGUGUAUCCUCACCUUGGCAUCUCUUCGCGGACAAUCUGUCGUCCAAGCGGCGGCCGGUCACCGAUGCCGAUAUCGCGAGGAAGCAGUCUGGGCUGGACGCAACGAGGGAGAUGCUCCUGACGAAACGGCACCGGCUACGCUCUCUACAGCGAAAAGCAGCUGCCAUGGCGGAGGCUUCCGGGGCCUCCUCGGCUGGCCUGAUGGGCAAGCUCGUCGGGUCAAUCAAGAACAUGGGUGGGGGUGGCGACACGGCCGAGAUCAAGAUGCUGCAGAUGGAGAUCAACGGGCUCGAGUCCAUGGAGGCGAGCCUGACGUCCUCGCUGUCCGUCUUGCAGAACAGACAGGCGGCGGACGUCCGAGCGGGAACGGCUCUGGGCAAACUGUUUACCAUCCCGACCUACGUCUUCAGCCUGUACUGCGUGUACCGCAUCGCGGCCACCACGCUGACGACCCUGCGGCGGCUCUACUACCCGGGCUCGUCGUUCUCGUCCUCGGACCCGAUCAACCGCUUCCUCGGGCUGCUCGCCAAGCACUGGGACCCGAAGCUGGACCAGAUGGCGUGGGCGCGCCAGAUCUCCUUCCUGCUCUCGGGCGUGAUCCUGGCGGCGUCGGCCAACUCGGUGCUGCAGACCUUGCACCUCUUCGCCAAGUGGCUGCCGGGCCUGCUGCGCCAGGCGCAGGCCAACCUGGCGCUGCUCGUGGGCCAGAUCGCGGCCACCUACGUCAUCAGCGCGGCGCUGCUGCUGCGCGGCAACCUGCCGCGCGAGGUGGGCAGCACCAUCAGCGACGCGCUGGAGAGCGCUCUGGAGCCGGGCUUCGUGGACAGGUGGUUCGAGGGCUGGUUCCUGGUGGCGAGCGCCGCGACGGCCGCCGGCAUUUGGGUCGGGCGCAAGGUUGGCGGUGGCGGUGGCGGAGUCGGGGACGGGAUGUCGAUGUGGGAUGAGUGGGACGACCUCGGCGGGGAGGAGAUGGGGCAGAAGAGGUCGUGA
Molecule: messenger RNA, 1716 nt
Organism: Thyridium curvatum
Lineage: Eukaryota; Fungi; Ascomycota; Sordariomycetes; Thyridiales; Thyridiaceae
Exons: 1
Coding region: 1-1716 (571 amino acids)
Cellular component (GO): membrane
Source: RefSeq, a predicted model, not a curated record